Cynoglossus semilaevis (tongue sole) is the source of this 2932-nucleotide messenger RNA. Its product is annotated as primary amine oxidase, liver isozyme-like. The record is from RefSeq and is a predicted model, not a curated record. The transcript is spliced from 5 exons. NCBI's taxonomy places the organism in Eukaryota, Metazoa, Chordata, Actinopteri, Pleuronectiformes, Cynoglossidae. Gene Ontology annotation, molecular function: primary methylamine oxidase activity; copper ion binding; quinone binding. Gene Ontology annotation, biological process: amine metabolic process. Gene Ontology annotation, cellular component: plasma membrane. The coding region runs from base 125 to 2383 and encodes 752 amino acids.
CCUCUCCCCUCCUCCUCUCCCCUCCUCUACUCCUCUCCUCGUCUCCACAGCUCUUCUGUCCUCGCCUUCUCACAGGACGCACUCCUCCACUCCUCCACUGUGCGUAAAAGCGGCUAACAGAAAAAUGAACUCUGUGGUGAAGUGGCUGCUCAUCCUCCUCGCCCUCCUCUCCGUCGUUCUGAACAUCAUCCUGAUCGGGAUCUACUCCAAGAGGUCGCCCAAGUGUUCCAGCCAACGCGUGCACCCGCUGCGCGCCAAACACGAUGAUCGCAGCCUGGUGUUCGCGGACCUCAGUCAGGAGGAGUACAUGCAGGUCCAGCAGUACAUGCUCCGGCAGAAGGACCUGGACGUCUCCACCAACCAGAUCACUCUGCCGUCUGAGAACUUCGUCUUCCUCAUCGAGCUCUCUCUGCCCAAGAAAGCGGAGACACUUUUGUACCUGGACAGCAAGGGCCCGAAGCCGGUGAGAAAGGCCACCGUGGUGGUCUUCCACGGCGCAAAGGGCUACAUCAAGGAGUACGAGGUGUGGCCCCUCCCGGACCCCAAAUACCACAAGGAUAUCACCAUGGAGAAGUACGGGACCGAGCUGCCAAUCAACGGCCGCACGGUAACCGUCGGAGAGUAUGUGCAGCUCUUCAGCUUCUUUGAGAUCCAGGUCUUCUCCAAACUGGAGAAACUCCUCAAGGAGAGCUUCGAUUAUGGACCGCACAAGAAACUGAACGCUUUCGAACAGAUGCCGCGCGGAGUUCGAUCUGGAGACAGAAAUACGUGGGUGGCUUUUAUGAAGGAUGUCAGCGGCAUCUACAUCAACCCCUCUGGCUUCGAGGUGCUGGUCAACCACCAGAGUGUAAACUCGUCUGAGUGGAAGGUGGAGGGUUUGUUUUACAACGGCCAGUACUUCAGCACCGUGGAGGAGCUUCGACUGAAGUACGAGGCUGGUACUGUUAGGAAAAUCGUCUACAAAGAUUCUCCAAAUCCGGGCUCUCUGAAGCCCAGGACCAAGCCUCUCCAAAUUGGCCCACAGCUCUUUUACGCAGAGGGAAAACGCUUCAGUGUCAGUCAGAACCAGGUCCUGUACCUGGACUGGAGCUUUGCCUUCGGACUCAGCUCACUGACGGGCAUGCGGGUGUUCGACGUGCGCUUUAAGGGUGAGAGGAUCGUGUACGAGCUGAGCGUGCAGGAGGCCUUGUCUGUGUACGGAUCCAUGACGCCUGGGUCGAUCAUCACUAAAUUCAUUGACUCUGGUAUCGGAAUUGGACGUUAUGCACAUGAAUUAGUGCGCGGCGUGGACUGCCCCCACGAGGCUGUUUAUAUAGACACGUAUCGAUACAUCGACACAGCGGUUCCUGUCAGGUUUAGGAAUUCAAUCUGCAUCUUUGAGCACAACAUGGGUCAGCCGCUGCGCAGACAUUUCUCCGACUUUUUCCAUCACAGUUAUGGAGGAUUGGUGAACAGCGCCCUGGUGGUCAGGACCAUCACUGCCAUAGAGAACUACGACUACAUGUGGGACUUUGUCUUCUACCAAAACGGUGCGGUGGAGGCCAAGGUGCACGCCACCGGAUACAUCAGCGCCACUUACCUGGUGGAUGGCAGUCUGAAGUACGGACACAAGGUGGCGGACAAAGUCCUGGGCAACAUUCACACACAUUUCGUGAACUUCAAGGUGGACUUGGAUGUGUCAGGAGUUAAAAAUGUCUUCCAGGCCAAAGACAUGAAGUACGUGAAUGUGUCGGUGCCUUGGUUACCCAAUCACCACGCUAUGAUCCCACAGCUGGUGGAGACACAAAUGAACACAGAGAAGGAGGCUGCCCUGCGGCACAACGCCAAGACCCCUCGCUACCUCCACAUCGCCAGCAACAGGACCAACCGUUGGGGUCACCAGCGUUCUUACAGGCUGCAGGUGUACUCCUUUGCAGGAGACCACCUUCCAGAGAGCGAGGCUGAGGAGAAGGCCAUGUCCUGGGCCAGGUACAAGGUCGCUGUCACUAAGCACAAGGACUCCGAGGCCACCAGCAGCAGCCUGUACAAUCAGAACGACAUGUGGAGUCCUGCCGUCGACUUCAGCAAGUUCAUCGAGGACAACGAGAACAUUGAAAACGAGGACCUGGUAGCCUGGGUGACUGCUGGCUUCCUCCACAUCCCUCACGCUGAGGAUAUCCCCAACACGGUUACCGUGGGCAACGGAGGCGGGGUCCUGCUGAGGCCUCACAACUACUUUGAUGAAGAUCCAUCGGUGAAUUCCCCCGACGCCGUGUACUUUGAGCCUGGCAGUGAGGACAGCUGUGAAAACAACAGGAUGGCCUGCCUUGCUCAAGAGACCUGCAGCCCCGUGCUGGAACCCUUCACCUACCACGGCUUUGAGGGCGUGAUGAAGUUUACUUGAACAAACUGAGAAGUGAGAUCAGAAAAAGGUUCAUCUGUGUCAUUUAUUACUAACAGCUAGAUUUGUAAUUGAUCUGGAGCGGUGGUUCUCAACCUGUCUGCACAACGUUCCACCUCUGAGGAAACAUCUGACCGUCUGGACACAACCAGACAAUAUUAAAAUACAACAGUACAGGACUGCCACCUUUAGCUUACCAUAGUAUACGAAGAAAAGUUCAGCUGCUUCUCUUCUGCCCCCUCUGGUCACUAUUGUACUGUAUCUUUUAUUCACCUCCACUAUUUUUAUGAAGUCAGUCUAAAAAAAACAACCAUAAACCAAUGAUUGGAGUCCAAGCACCACCGGUGGUACACAUACCAUAGUUUGAGAACCUCUACUCUGGAGCUCUUAAACUACAGUCAGGAGAAUUGUCCGAGGUGCUACUGUAUAUGAAGACAAUGUUAAUGUGGACAACAUGGAGCAGAAUCAUGUUGUAGAGUAGAUUUAUAAACUGUAUGUACACUGGAUCCACUGUGAAAACCUGACUGGGCUGAAAUAAACACACGAGAAGAA